Molecule: messenger RNA, 603 nt
Organism: Rubroshorea leprosula
Lineage: Eukaryota; Viridiplantae; Streptophyta; Magnoliopsida; Malvales; Dipterocarpaceae
Source: the annotation of a GenBank genome assembly
CAUGGGAUUUUCUCUCCAAAACAUCACAACAGCCUAAUUAACAAAAUUCCUACAUAAACCAAGCACAAAAACACAUUUAAAAUGCUGCUAAAUGCUACCGGAAUUCCUCCCCCAUGUUAGCAAAAUUCGGGCAAGCACAGGGCAGCACUUAAUGGACAAAACCCAACAAUUAAAUGGGUAAUUUCGAACUUAAUGGGGCUGCCACUUACCAGAAUUCCAGCAAGCAAACCGGAGCUGGCAGGGAGAAGAAGCCGGCGGCAUCUGCAGGGAAACUCACGGGAACUACCCCAAAUUCAAGAACCACAACCAAAAUUAGAGUAACCCAAGUUAAAUCAAGGCUAAGGAGAUGAUUUCUUGGCUGUGGCUUACCAGAAAAGCCGAAGGAUUCACACCCAGCAGAACCCGACGGACAAGGGAGGAAGAGACACCGAGCAGAUCUGGGAAAAUUCUGGGUUUAAUGAGAGUUCUAAGCCCCAAAUCUUGUUAUUUAACAAGAAAAAAAGAAGAAAUUUCAAGCUUUGUCACCAAUUUUUCUCAAAGGGGAUGAGUCGGUGGCUUAGGGGAGCUUCGGUCGGCAGAGGAGAAGAAAAAAGAGCAGGACGC